This is a messenger RNA of Python bivittatus (Burmese python), 2590 nucleotides long. NCBI's taxonomy places the organism in Eukaryota, Metazoa, Chordata, Lepidosauria, Squamata, Pythonidae. The record is from RefSeq and is a predicted model, not a curated record.
UUUUUCGGAAGUGGUUUGCCAUUGCCUCCUUCCUAGGGCGGAACCCAGCUGGCGGUCACAGGAAAUCGAGUCUCUUCCAUUGCAUUGCGUCCAGCAACCGGCAACCGAUUCCCGUUUUUCCCAUGCAAGGCGCUGCCAGCAUUUUUCCUCCCACCGGGUAUGAUGCUGUUCCUAUCCAGUCCAGUGUGGUUUUAUGUUCCUGCUCAUCUCCAUCAAUGGUGAGGAACCAGGUGGAUUCCAGCCUUCAACCUGUUGCUGCUGCCUGUGGCAGCAGACAGGAACUGAAUAUGGAGAGCACCUUGCAACAAGCUCCACAGCCUCGAAAGAAACGCCCUGAGGACUUUAAGUUUGGGAAGAUUCUUGGGGAAGGAUCUUUUUCCACAGUUGUCUUGGCCAGAGAAUUGACCAACUCCCGAGAAUAUGCCAUUAAAAUUCUAGAGAAGCGUCACAUCAUAAAAGAGAACAAGGUCCCCUACGUGACCAGGGAGAGAGAUGUGAUGUCCCGCCUAGAUCACCCUUUCUUUGUGAAGCUCUACUUCACAUUUCAGGAUGAAGAAAAGCUCUAUUUUGGCCUCAGUUAUGCUAAAAAUGGAGAGCUUUUAAAAUACAUCCGAAAGAUUGGUUCAUUUGAUGAGACAUGUACUAGGUUUUAUACUGCUGAAAUUGUGGCUGCAUUAGAGUACUUGCAUGGAAAGGGAAUUAUCCAUAGGGAUCUGAAGCCAGAGAACAUCUUGCUAAAUGGAGAGAUGCAUAUUCAGAUUACAGACUUUGGAACAGCAAAAAUAUUGUCUGCAGAUAGCAAACAAGCACGGGCAAACUCCUUUGUAGGGACAGCACAGUAUGUGUCUCCAGAGUUGUUAACAGAAAAAUCUGCCUGCAAAAGUUCUGAUCUGUGGGCUCUUGGCUGCAUCAUAUACCAGCUUGUGGCAGGGUUACCACCAUUCCGAGCUGGAAAUGAAUAUCUUAUAUUUCAAAAGAUAAUCAAAUUGGAAUAUGAAUUCCCAGAGAAGUUCUUUCCCAAGGCAAAAGAUCUUGUAGAAAAGCUUCUGGUUCUUGAUGCUACCAAACGGUUAGGAUGUGAAGAAAUGGGAGGCUAUGACCCUCUGAAGGCCCAUCCCUUUUUCGAUUUCAUUACCUGGGAAAAUCUGCAUCAUCAAACACCGCCCAAGCUCACAGCCUACUUGCCUGCCAUGUCAGAAGAUGAUGAAGAUUGCUAUGGGAAUUAUGACAACCUUCUGAGUCAAUUCGGCUGCAUGCAAGUUUCCAGCUCAACCUCUUCUCAGUCACUAUCUUCCCCAGAAAUGUGUCCCUUGCAGACUUCUGGAAACAACAUAGAACAAUACAUUCACGACCUUGACAGCAAUUCCUUUGAGCUGGACCUCCAGUUCUCUGAAGAGGAGAAAAGGUUGCUGUUGGCAAAACAGGCUGGUGGGAACCCUUGGCACCAGUUUGUAGAAAACAAUUUAAUACUGAAAAUGGGGCCAGUAGACAAGAGAAAGGGGCUGUUUGCACGCCGGCGACAGCUGCUGCUCACUGAAGGGCCACAUCUGUACUAUGUUGAUCCUGUCAACAAAGUUCUGAAAGGGGAGAUUCCGUGGUCACUGGAACUCCGGCCAGAAGCAAAGAACUUCAAGACCUUUUUUGUUCACACACCUAACAGGACAUACUACCUGAUGGACCCAAGUGGGAAUGCUCAUAAAUGGUGCAAAAAGAUACAAGAGGUUUGGCGACACAGAUAUCACCAGAAUGCUGCGAAAUGAGACUGUCCCUCAAUGCCCCAUCUCACUCCUUUGCUGCUCGAGUGCCACGUGCUCCCGGACGGAGGACUCUUCCGAGCCCGGCUAACAUCCAGCUCCAGGGCCAGAGCUAGUGCUUUCUCUGAGGAAAAGCCCAGCCAGCGGAAUUCAGGGUUGCUUUGCUUGCUUUUGUGCUUCUGGUGGAGCUCCUACACUCGCCCACCCCACUCCCCCACGCCCACCUUCUGCUGACAUUGACUACAUUGGCUUCUGCUGCAAAUGAGUGGAGUUUGCAUUGCUGGCUUCGCAGUAGACCAGUUAAGGUAGCCAAGCCCAGAUCAUGUGGGGGCUGGAUUAUUACUGUGAUCUUCUGAUUUAUCAUGCAACUGUGUUUUGGGGAGCUUGGAAAUCUCUUUUCACGAGAAGUUGCCACCCUUGAUGCUGCUGCCAUCACUUUCCUUUCUAAUCGUUGGCUCUUUGGUAUCCAGCACUUGUCAUCACUCUGGGUAUAAAACCCACAAAAUUCUCCAGGUUGUGUCCAGUUGCAGGAUCUCCAAGGAUGGUACUUGUAAUUGCCUGCCUGCCUGCCUGCCUGCCUGCCUGCGUGCCUGCCUGCCUGCCUGCCUGCAAGAUGCACUCCGGCACAAGUGGAAAGUGAAAGGAAUGGUGAACAUGACACUUGAAAUCCUGGCAUUCUAGUAUCAGACGUUUUUAAAACAUGGAAUUUUAAUUUGAUGCAUUUACAUGUUUAACUGAGCAUACAAAGUUACCAGCAUGCUUUUAACUAAUACUAAAAGGUGAACUAGUUAGUACAAAAUUGUAUUGACGUAAUAAAUAGACUCUUCACUUUUUCA